Macrobrachium nipponense is the source of this 453-nucleotide messenger RNA. RefSeq lists its product as uncharacterized. The record is from RefSeq and is a predicted model, not a curated record. Lineage: Eukaryota; Metazoa; Arthropoda; Malacostraca; Decapoda; Palaemonidae. The transcript has 2 exons. The coding region runs from base 1 to 453 and encodes 150 amino acids.
AUGCCGAUUAUCAUUUGCACAGUCAUAGCCUCAGAUGAGCCCAUUGCAGAUGCCAUGAAGAGGGUAAAAGCAAUAUUCUUUAAUGUUGUUGUUGACACAGCCAUUGAAUCCUUAACUGAUAAGUUUGAAACACUGGGUGAAGUGAGACACGGAUUUGGAGUGCUGCUCAAUUUCCAAAGACUGGAUGAUCAGGCAUUGAGCAACCAGUGUGACAACCUCUGCAUGACAUUAAGAACUGGAAAUGAAAGUGACAUUGAUGGAAAGGAACUGGCUGUGGAAGUCAAAAACUUGCCAAACUUACCCUCAGAUAACAUAACUGCUCUUGAGGGCCUCACCUUUAUCCACAAAAAACAUUUGGAGGAUCUGUAUCCCAAUCUGUGGGUUGCCCUGAGAAUCGUCUGCACUCUGCCUGUGAUGUGGCAGUCUCAGCAGAGAGGAGCUUCUCAAAGCUGA